AAAAUGAAGCGAUUACCACAUGAUUGAUCCUACUUUUCUGGGCUCUUGCGUGGCUACAUUUCCCUUUUAUUUAGUUGACACUAACACAUACAUACAUAAAACAAAAACUCAUGAGGCCCCAUUGUUUGAAUUGUAGUAGUUGUUAUUCCCAAGCCCCAAAUGCCAAUGACUCACUCACCCCAAUCUACAAGACACACCACCACCUUAAACAUCACAAAAAAUGGGCGAAAAAAUGGGUCAUGCAAUCAUGGUGGCACUUCCAUACCAAGGCCACAUAACUCCUUACACGAAUCUGGCCAUCAAACUGGCUUCAAAGGGCAUCGUCGUCACCUUCGUCCACCUAGAAUUCAUACACCACAAAUUACCCCAACCCGACCCUUUCUCCAUGCCUCGGGACUCCGGUCUCGAUAUCCGUUACACGACCAUCAGCGAUGGCUUUCCCCUGGAUCACGAUCGAGAAGACGACAACUACUGGGAGUCUAUGUUCCAACAUUUUUGGAUUCGCGUUGAUGAAUUCGUUGGAGAGUUAAUCCGGUCGGAGCCAGAUUUGGCCCCUUUUCUGGUCACUGAUACUUUGUUUACAUGGCAAACGCCCGUCGCCGAUAGGCACAACCUCUUGAAGGUAUCGUUCUGGACCGAGCCAGCUUUGGUGUUUUCUUUAGCUUACCACGUUCAACUUCUACGACAAAAUGGCCAUUUUCCGUGUAAAGACCAUGUCGAGGAGGAAAUAGAUUACGUAGAUGGAGUUAAGUCGAUGAAUACGAAGGAUUUGAUGCCGUAUCUCAAGGAAUCCGGCACUAGAAGCCUAGUGCACAGGGUGGAGAUGAAGGCGUUCGAGGAAGUGAAGAAGGCUGAUUUUAUCUUGCACAACACAGUUUAUGAGUUGGAAUCUGAGACACUAUCAGCUCUCAACAAAAUCCAGCGCAACUACGCAGUUGGCCCCAUUAGCUUCUCCAAAAAUCUAUCUGCCUAUGCUGUCAGCAGGAGCUUAUGGUCCGAAUCAGACUGCUCCGAGUGGCUCCAAUCCAAGCCGCCCGGUUCGGUUCUGUACGUCUCGUUCGGGAGCUUUCUUCAGGCCAGCAAGCACGUCGUUGGAGAAAUAGCUUAUGGACUUGUGCUCAGCCGAGUAAGUUUCGUUUGGGUGAUGCGAGAGGAUGCUGAUUUGCCGAGUGGGUUCAGGGACGAGAUCAAAGAAAGGGGACUGGUCGUGCCGUGGUGCGAUCAAAUUAGGGUUCUUUCAAAUCCGGCCGUUGGAGGGUUCUUGACGCACUGUGGGUGGAACUCGGUGUUGGAGAGCAUGUGGUGUGGCGUCCCGAUGAUUUGUUAUCCGUUGGAUUACGAUCAACCCACGAAUCGGAAAUUGGUGGUCGACGACUGGAAGAUCGGGAUCAAUCUUUGCGAGGGUGAAUGUGUUGAGAGGGAGGAAGUUUCGGAGAAGACGGACGAGUUUAUGAAUGGAGGUGUUUCGGAGAGGCUGAGGCAGGAGCUGAAGAAAGUGGGUGCCAAACUGCAUCAGGCAUUGGAAAGUGAUGGAUCAUCUGAGGCCAAUUUCGAUCAAUUUGUAAAGGAUUUGAAAGCCAAAUUAGCUGGCUAAGGUUUCCAAGUUCAAAGCAAUCUUUAAAAGAAAAGUUUUACUCUGUUUAAACAAGAAUAAUUUCUUUAA
Molecule: messenger RNA, 1663 nt
Organism: Salvia miltiorrhiza (redroot sage)
Lineage: Eukaryota; Viridiplantae; Streptophyta; Magnoliopsida; Lamiales; Lamiaceae
Product: UDP-glycosyltransferase 86A1-like
Exons: 2
Coding region: 221-1594 (457 amino acids)
Molecular function (GO): UDP-glycosyltransferase activity
Source: RefSeq, a predicted model, not a curated record